AGUAGAAAUUUAACUUCUCCGGAUGGCAUUGGUGCUAGUGGUUAACUGUUUUAUGCAAUUGUAUGCAGUUCGGAAGGAUUAAAUACUUGAAACUCCUAAUAUCAGCUAAUAUUAACAUUAGCUUUGUUUGACCAGACCAAUAGUUCAUCAUCACUUCAAAAUAAAAUGCUACACCAAGAGAAUCGACAUGAAUUGGCUCGAUUGAAAAAUAUUGUUGUAACUGUUUUACUUUCUUAAUGUAGACAAAUUAUGAAUAUUGUCCAUAUUUGCAUGAGUUAACACAGUGUAAAAUGUGUUAAAUGAAGCAAUCCUUAGGAGAAAUUUACUCGAAGAUAACUGCAAUCCUCGGUUUUCCACACCAGCCACACGAGGUGGUUUCUGAUCUCCUCGUAUCUUUAUGGAAAGAGUGUCAAGUUAAUCCUCGUUUUCUGUAAUAUGUUGAAGUGGAAUACUCCAUUAUUGUGGUUCGCCUCUGUGUCCUGAUCAUGCCGUUUCUCUGAUUUAGAGCUUUGUAACCAAUCGUUGAGGAGAAGGCGGGAGGAGAAACGGAGAGGUGGGGCGGGGCGCAGGGCUGGCUGGUUAUUUUAGUUUUAUCCCCCCCCACACACACACACACACACACAGCACCACGACAGAUCCCCGCCACUUGUGUGUGGGCUGCAGCGAAGCGACGCUCCAAACGCGGCAGGAUCAGGUUAAAAAACCCCCCGACUCAUAUCGAUCUGCAGAUGAACCACGAGUUCACAGCGCGAACGUAAAGCUUCCUCCUCUGCCCUCCUCCUGCUUGAUGCCUGAGUUGUCUCGUUUUGUGGCCUGACUGAGAAGACCAACCUCCUUUAACUGCAUUGCCUCUGCGUCUGCUGGCUUUUGGCUCCUCAUUCUCCUCCUGUUACUGGCGGCUACCGUGUUGUGAAAGUGUGUGUUGUUGUUGUUGUUGUUGUUUGCAAAAAAAAAAAAAAAAAAACGGAGGGAAGAGAGUGGACCGACCUGACCGAAGUUGUUUUUCUUUCUUUCUUUUUGGAUUUUUCUCCCCCUUCUGUUAAAGCUGCCUUCUUCUGAAAGAAUCUCUGCUCUGUUCUGUAACUCAUGAAAUCAAGGAACUGAGGUGCGGGAUUUGUUUCCAUGCUCAGGAGUGGAUCUUACUGGAGGAAGCAGGGAGAAGAUGAAGUUGAGUAGUUUAAGUGGCCUUUGGUGCAUAAUCUGAGAUGAGAUAGACGACCUGCAUCUGCAACGUUGGCUGAAACCAUCCCGUCAGAGUGGARCAUUUUCUAUGGGCAACACAUUAAGCUCAGGAUGAGGUGCAUUUGUGACUUUUUGAACUGCACCUAAGAGAAAGAGGGGGGGUCCCUCUGUACAUCCUGCUUCCACAGGAAGAGACGCUUUUUCCCCCCCCCCCCCUUUUGCUGUCAAACGAAUUUAGGGUUGUUGCAUCAAAGUGAACACUGGGAAAACAAAGGAAGCUGAUUUCCUUUCGCAUCCUCCGUUUCACUCGCUUAAAAARCAUUCGACAGAUCGAGUGAAAAUGAAGAAGUUUCGGAAGGUGCUGGACGGUUUGACCACCUCCUCUCCGGGGGGGACUAUGGGSUCCCCAUCGUGCGGCAGCGCGGCUGGGACUCCCACCGCGGCGCCAACUCCCAAGGAAAUCGACGUCCAGGAGACGCUGGUGUCGGAAAACUUUCAGCUGUGUAAGACGGUUCGGCAUGGAUUCCCGUACCAACCCACAUCUUUGGCCUUUGACCCCGUGCAGAAGAUCCUGGCCAUUGGUUCAAGAUCAGGUGGUGUACGAAUACUGGGCCGACCAGGUGUGGACUGCUACUGUCAACAUGAGAGCGGAGCAGCUGUUCUUCAACUUCAGUUCCUCAUCAAUGAGGGGGCGCUGGUCACAGCCUGUGCAGACGACACACUCCACCUGUGGAAUCUGCGCCAGAGACGACCAGCAGUCUUGCAUUCACUCAAAUUCAACAGAGAGAGGAUCACCUUUUGCCACCUGCCCUUUCAGAGUAAAUGGCUGUACGUGGGGACGGAGCGUGGAAACACACACAUCGUCAACAUUGAGUCUUUUAUUUUGUCUGGAUAUGUUAUCAUGUGGAACAAGGCCAUAGAACUAUCAACUAAAACUCACCCAGGUCCUGUAGUUCAUCUGAGUGACAGCCCAAAGGACGAAGGAAAGCUGCUUAUAGGAUUUGAGGGUGGAACCAUUGUGCAGUGGGACCUCCGGGCCAAGAAGGCUGACUUCAGAAUCUACUAUGAUGAGGCUAUCCAUUCAGUCAGUUGGCAUCAUGAAGGGAAGCAGUUUAUGUGCAGUCACUCGGAUGGCAGCCUGACGCUAUGGAACCUCAGAAACACUACCAAGCCAUUCCAGGUCACCUUUCCUCACGGAAAGAUACAGAAGGAUGGGAGAAAGGAGUCAUGCAAACCUAUACUCAAAGUGGAGUACAAGACCUCAAGGAGCAGCGAGCCUUUUGUUAUCUUCUCUGGUGGUCUUUCAUACGACAAGGCAGGACGGCGGCCAGCUUUAACCAUCAUGCAUGGCAAGGCCAUCACGGUUCUAGAAAUGGACUAUCCUAUUGUAGAGUUCAUGGUCCUCUGCGAAACUCCGUACAACAACGGUACAACUUUCCCUCAGCUCUUCCGGGUCCCUCCUGGCUAUCAGUCAGACUUGGUCAUCCAGCUGCUGUGGGUGGACGGUGAACCACCACAGCAAAUCACCAGUCUGGACCUCAAUUCUGCAUAUGGACUAUUGGCGUUUGGGAACUGUAACGGUCUUGCAGUGGUUGACUACUUACAAAAAACUGUUAUAUUGUGCAUUUCGACACUGGAUCUAUACGGAGCCACCGAUCCAUAUCAGCGCCUUACUCGUUCCCCCCGUAGGAACAGGCAGUCCACCUCAGAGCAUUGCAUGCGCGGCCUGUCAAACUUUUAUUCAGAUUCAAAGAAAAGGAUCCGUACAUCCUAUCAGAGCCUUACUGAACUCACUGACAACCAGCAGUCCAUAGACAUGGAAAGAAGCAAGUCGCCCACUUCAGAUCAUGUCAAUGGACAUUGCACUAGUCCCACCUCUCAGCCCUGCUCGGCGGGGAAGCCUCGCAUUCCAAUGGGUCCUGAAGGGCCACGGCUAACCCGCAGAGGCCCUGGCCGACCACCCUUCCGAAAGGCCCAGUCUGCUGCUUGCAUGGAGAUCUCUUUGCCUGUGUCCCACACUGAAGGGCAUGCAUCAAGGAGGGCAAUGCUUCAGCAGUUACACGGAGUCACUAUGUACUCCCAUGACGAGCACCACACCACCGCCGCGUACUGCUGGAACGAGAGAGGUAAGGGGGCUUCGGCAGACACACAAACACACCUACCGCUGUCCUGCUGACUUGUUUGCGUCCGUCCGUCAGUCAGAAUGUCAACUCGUCUUGUGGCCCUGUGUCAUCUGAACAUGCCUUCWGCUGCGUCAUCUUGUCUUGGACGGUGUACGAACUGGGUGGGUCAUGUCAUCUUUAUAGAAGAGCAGCUAAAUCUUUCACAGGCCUUUUGCUUGGUACUGAUUUUAUGGUCAAGGGAGAUCUCCUCUUUUUGUUUCGUCUUAGGUUGUGUUUAAUCAACAAGGRGAGCUUAGGUAUUCUGGGAUUUAAAUAUCAAAUGUUCAACAUGUCUUCAAUAAAAGCACUUUGGAAAAAUAUUCGUAACCCUUGACCUUUUCCACAUUUUGUCCCGUUACCACCAGAACACAUCAUUGUAUUUUGCUGUGUUUUACAUAGUGCAACAAAACAAAGUUGCACAUGAUUGUGAAAUGAAAGGAAACAGUUUUUCAAACUUUUUUUUUUUUGUUUCUUUUAUSAAAAAAGUUAAAUCUGCAGAGUGAAACUGGUUUGAAAACCAUAUAAGCUUUUUCUUCAAUAAGUAUUAAUGAUUUUGUGUUGGCCUGACACAAAAUCUUGASAAAAUGCAUUGAUGUUCUUGGUUUGAAUUGGACAAAAUGUGGUAAAGGUUUAAGGAAUAAAAUACUUUUUAAUGGCGCUGGUAGUACAAAUUUAUGUAAAAGAUAAUUGGAUUGGAUAUUUUCCCAUCACAAUACUGUAAAGUGCU
Molecule: messenger RNA, 4071 nt
Organism: Poecilia reticulata (guppy)
Lineage: Eukaryota; Metazoa; Chordata; Actinopteri; Cyprinodontiformes; Poeciliidae
Source: RefSeq, a predicted model, not a curated record